This is a messenger RNA of Mesorhabditis spiculigera, 1749 nucleotides long. The record is from the annotation of a GenBank genome assembly. Lineage: Eukaryota; Metazoa; Nematoda; Chromadorea; Rhabditida; Rhabditidae.
AUGGAAGACCAAGAUCACAUUGUAAAUCAUCUACUCGCGAUGGCCGAAUGCCUGCGAACGCAGGAAAACCCAAAAGUCAAGAUGGCCAUGAAAUGUGUAUUGAGCUGCUUCAAACUCCGAAUGUCCCCUCAUCUACUGGCGCAUUGUAAUUUGGUCUAUGGCAGGAUGUUGUACUACCACACCGAGCAGUUACAACUGGCCAAGGAGUAUUUAUUACAAAGUUACCAAAUGACGGCCAACUUUGACGACAUCUUCAAAGAAACCCACCUCCAGGCCUUUAUAUUGAUUUGCGAGAUUUGCAUGGCUGAGCAGAACUUUGCGUCGAUAAUUCCGCAAAUGGUGGCCGAAAUCCCGGGCGCCCUUGCGUAUCCCUACCUCUACCAUCGGUUGAUUUUGUUAUUAACGGAAAUGUACACCAUCCAAAGCCGCGCCGAGGACGCGGUUCGUCUGCUCGAAAUGGGCCGGCAAAACGCCCCCGAAAACUCGCCGCUGACGCUUUAUUACCCGUUGACGGUCAAUUUGGUGAAAAUGAAGCUGAACGUUAUGGAGGGGCCGGAUGAUCAGCCACCAGAUAUUAUCAAGAGCAUAUGCGAAAUGCCCCGCACCCACCCGGCCGUCCCUAAUUUGCAUCUGUUUGCGCGCGGAACCCAGCUGGCGUAUUGGCUGUCCAGGGGACAGGCCAAAAGCGCGAAAGGCUUCCUCCGAGACAUGCAGCAAGAGUCGCAGGUGUACGCCAAUUCCGAGCUGCCGGAAGGAUUCGUUUGGUGUAUGAUGGACGUGAUUACGAUUUUGACUUGUGUCUUCACUGUUGCCCAUUCCAUGACAACCUGUCUUCUUGAUAAGGCCCAAAAAUACUACGGAAUCGCCACAAAUCACUUGAAAGCGAUGGAGAUGAAGCACGCCUCCAAGCCGUACGACGCCAGCACGGCUAGGCUGUUGGAGAAGAUGAGGAUUAUCCUCGACGAGCUACUUUGCCAGAUGAACAUCAUCUCCUGCCAGCCGAAGAAGGCUCUAUUAAAUAUCCGCUGCAUCCUGGAGAUGUCGUCCCGGAACCGUUUCCUAGCUGAGGAAUUCUACCCGUUAACUCAUUUGUUGCUGGCAAAUUACUGUAUCUACAACGACGACAACUCGGAGGCGGCCGCCCGCCAUUUUAAACUGGCCGUAUCGGGCGUAAAAGGACAGCAAACCGGGAUAAUUGCUCAUCUACACGCUGCUCUAUUCUACUUAAGGACCUGUCGGCUACGAGAUUACUACGCUAUUGCUGACAAAGUUCAUCUUCGAUGUCUGGAAGGCCAGACCCCCGUGAUCGAAAUCCUCGGCUACACCCUCUACAUGUACCAUUCAUACUUGUUCAAUAGGCAGAAUGAAUUCAGGAGCCAUGUCGUCCACAAUCUUGGUGCUACCAAAAAACAAGACUUCUUCCGCUUCCACUCCCUCGUCUUUCCAAUGUUUUCAACUUACUUCACUGGAAACCCGCAGAAUGUGCAUUCAAGUGUCUGCACGCUCGUCUGGUCCAAAAAGAUGGUCGACCACGCGCUGCUCCUCUGGACGUAUUUGCACAUUAAAGAUUUCGUCAGCGAGACCGAAACGGUCCAAGGAAUUACCCUGAAGGAAACGGUGGAGAGUAUUGAGGCCGCCAGUGCAGCUCUCGCGAAUUCCAAGGUUGAAGCUCGGACCGAUGAGCAUCACCAGAAAUUGGUGAAUUGGUUCGAUGGCGACCCGAUGAACUUCCUGCCUCGGGAAUUGUUG